Iphiclides podalirius (scarce swallowtail) is the source of this 1164-nucleotide messenger RNA. Lineage: Eukaryota; Metazoa; Arthropoda; Insecta; Lepidoptera; Papilionidae. The record is from the annotation of a GenBank genome assembly.
AUGGGAGCCUUUUUGAACAAACCCGAGACUAAGAAAUACAACGAGAGCGGGGAAGGUAAUGGUCUACGCUAUGGCGUGGCGUCGAUGCAGGGUUGGCGCGUGGAGAUGGAAGAUGCGCAUCACGCGCAGCUUACUUUAAAUGGUACACUGUCGGACUGGUCUUAUUUCGCCGUAUUUGAUGGUCACGCAGGUGCGCGGGUUUCAGCUCAUUGCGCUGACAACCUGCUGGAAUGCAUACUACAAACUGACGAGUUUCGGCGGGAGGAAAUAGCCGAGGCAAUACGCGCUGGCUUCUUAGACCUAGAUAAGAAGAUGAGAGAGCUUCCCGAGUUGUCUAAUGGGCAGGAGAAGUCGGGUUCAACGGCCGUAUGCGCUUUUGUUUCGCCCAAACAGAUAUAUAUAGCUAACUGUGGAGAUUCGAGAGCUGUACUCGCAAGAAACGGGGCGCCAAUAUUUGCCACUCGCGAUCAUAAACCCGAGCUGCCUUCGGAGAAGUCGCGUAUAGUACAAGCUGGUGGGUCCGUGAUGAUCCAACGCGUCAAUGGGAGCUUGGCGGUGUCGCGAGCACUCGGCGACUAUGAAUAUAAAAAGGUGCUGGAUCGUGGACCUUGUGAACAGCUUGUGUCGCCUGAGCCGGAGGUGUCAGUUCACGAGCGGUCUGAAUCUGAGGAUGAGUUCUUGGUGCUUGCUUGUGAUGGAGUUUGGGAUGUGAUGAGCAAUGAGGCCUUGUGCGCUUACGUCCACUCUCUGCUCCAGCUUACAGAUGACCUUGUGACAAUAACCAACCAGGUCAUUGAUACCUGCCUUUAUAAGGGAAGCAAGGACAACAUGAGCAUUGUUCUAGUGGUGUUCCCCGCUGCCCCUAAACCGAGUCCUGAGGCACAGCGUGCCGACCGCGAGCUCGAUGAGACGUUGCGACAGAGGCUCACAGCGCUGAUCAAACGCAAUGCCGAAUGCGAGGAGCCCGAGGAUUCGGCGUCUCACUUCUCCUCUGUGCUGAAGCAGCUUGUCGAGGAGGACAUACCUGGUUUGCCGCCCGGCGGUGGCUUAGCCGCCAAGCAAGCGCUCCUGGACAAGAUAUACAGGGAGUACUACCCAGAGCACGCGGACAGCUCCGACACGUUCGAGUGCCAGAACGAGAUGGCGGACGCGUUCGGCGCGAAC